Penicillium bovifimosum is the source of this 465-nucleotide messenger RNA. RefSeq lists its product as uncharacterized. Lineage: Eukaryota; Fungi; Ascomycota; Eurotiomycetes; Eurotiales; Aspergillaceae. Gene Ontology annotation, biological process: proteasome assembly. The transcript is spliced from 2 exons. The coding region runs from base 1 to 465 and encodes 154 amino acids. The record is from RefSeq and is a predicted model, not a curated record.
AUGUCCACACCUUUCGAUAUAAGUUCUCCAGACAGCCUCAACCUGCCAUUCCCUGCCUCUACCAGGCAAGUUACGGGGCUGGUGAACGGCAUACAAACAGAUGUUUUUGUAACCAGCUUCAGCGAUAAGAUCAUGGUCGCGAUAUCGCAAGCAGGACGAUUGGCACACUGGUUACAUGUACCAAUGGAGAAUCAGAAUCCUGGCACCGAGGGCAUGCACACGCUCUCUGAGGGCGAUGAUGCUCUCUUGCCCCUUAAAACCCUGACUACAACUACUUUGCUGGGUGGCCAUUCCCCCGGACAAGAUACGACUGGUCAAUUGCUUGCUCGUCAAAUUGCUACGGCCAUCGCAAUGAAGACACCUGAUGAGAAGAGACUACUUCUUGUCGGUCUUGGACUUGGGAAAGAGACCGCUGACCGAGAUUCGUUCUUUGCUAUAGUUGAUCUUGUUUUGCAAUGUCUUUGA